CCGACUUUCAGGGAAACCUUAGAAGGAAAAAAAAAAGUAGGACUACAUCAUGAGCUCUGAAACACUUCCAAAGGUUCCUAUUAUUGACUUUUCCAACGACAAAUUGAAGCCUGGAACUAAUUUUUGGUCCUCGACAUGCAAGGAUGUUAGGCGUGCAAUAGAAGAGUAUGGCAGUUUCAUAGCAGUGUACAAUAAAGUUACAAAAGUGUUAGAAAAAGCGAUUCACGAUGCAGGAAAAGAGUUCUUCGAUCUCCCAAUAGAAACCAAAGUGAAAAACACUCCGGAGAGGACUUACCAUGGCUAUGUAGGCGAUAUCCCCGUCAUCCCUUUGCAUGAAAGCACAGGAAUCGAUAACGCAACAACCCUAGAAGGGACCCAGAAAUUUACAAAUCUCAUGUGGCCUAAUGGGAAUGAGCAUUUCAGUGAAACCGUGUUUACAUACUCAAAGCUGGUAGCAGAAUUAGAUCAAAUGAUACAGACAAUGAUUUUCGAAAGUUAUGGGGUACUUGAUAAGCACUUUGAAUCUCACCAAGAGUCCACAUAUUACCUUCUGCGGCUCAUGAAAUAUAAAGUACCUGAGACGAAUGAGAGUAAUAUGGGUUUUCGUGCUCAUACGGACAAAAGCUUCGCAGCAAUAAUCCAGCAACUUUAUAUUGACGGAUUGGAGAUAGAAACAAAGGACGGCAAGUGGAUUACUUGUGAUUUAUUGCCACAUUCCUUUGUUUUCUUGGCUGGAGAUGUACUCAUGGGAUGGAGCAAUGGCAGAAUACGUUCAGCUAGACAUAGAGUGGUUCUCGACACAAAAGAAGUGAGAUACUCAACGGGGCUCUUUUCGUUCAGUGAAGGAAUGAUACAAGUUCCUGAGGAGCUUGUCGAUGAGCAACAUCCACUAAGUUUCAAGUCCUUUCAUCAUCAAAAGUUCCUUCGUUUCUUUGAGACGGAGGAAGGCCGGAAUGCCGAGAGUCCUCUCAAAGUUUACUGUGGUGUUUGAAAUUUAUUUUCAUGUUGAUCAUGAUCAUCAACUCGAUCCCUCAAGUUUAAUUUGUGUACGUUGCAGUUUAAUUUGCUGUUUGUAAUAUAUAUGGUACUUUCAUGUUGCCAUGUACUUACAUGGCUAAUAAUAUCAAUAUAUAUAUAUAUCA
Carya illinoinensis is the source of this 1142-nucleotide messenger RNA. Its product is annotated as probable 2-oxoglutarate-dependent dioxygenase AOP1. The record is from RefSeq and is a predicted model, not a curated record. Lineage: Eukaryota; Viridiplantae; Streptophyta; Magnoliopsida; Fagales; Juglandaceae. The transcript is spliced from 3 exons. Gene Ontology annotation, molecular function: dioxygenase activity. The coding region runs from base 50 to 991 and encodes 313 amino acids.